GCAAUGGAAAAUAAUAUUUAUGUGUUUAUUAGAGAUUUAUAGAAAUUUUUCUGUAUGUCUUUGUAAUUCACACGUUGGAAAACCAAGUGAAAAGGAUUGUUAUGCCCCUCCAGGUCGUGUGGUGGCGCCUCUAAAUUUCCUUCCUGCGAGUUUGGAUUGUGUGACGACAUUUUACGCAUGCGCGUGAAGCGAACAACGGCUGGUGGUGACAUUUUAAAAUAAAGUAGAACAAGGUGCGAUUCGGUUUUCAAUGCAGCGGGUUUCAAUAAAAUCCUUAUUCCCCGAGCGUAUGUUUUAACAAUGAAACAGAGUAGGAGAACGGGUGACCUAAGAUGUUAAAGAAGUCGGGCAUGUAAAGACAAACAUUUUGAACCCAGAUCCACACAAGUUUGACUUCUCCAUUAUUUUGGCCCAGAAAUAAAAUAAACAGCAUUUAUUUAAAACUCAUGUGAAAGAGGAGCUUCAAACCCUGUCAGUCACAGGUUAACUCUUCCCGAGGUGUACUCCCGCUCACGCCUGCUUGGCUGCAUCAUCUUGUCACCCUGUGCUCUGAGGUCAGAGGGGGGGGGUCACUAUACUCAAGUGACAUGAAGAUGGCUGACACGGAAAAGCCUGAAGAGCUCGUGGACUCCAAGCUGCAGUCGGAGGAGCCAGCGGAGGGAGCGGCAGUGGAGGCAGCUGUGGGAGUGGUGGAGGAUGAGCCCCUUAAGACUGAGACCACCUCCUUGUCAGAAAAGGAAAUUGACAGCCCCCUGCAGAUGGAACCAGGCUUGCUCUCCAUGCCCUGUUUGUUGACGGAACUGCGCAGGGACUCCCCAGAGUCACAACCAGCAUCCACAGAGAGCGAGAAACCCCCUUCUUCUGGCCGUGCCUGCGAGAGCGACUCCUCCAACCCUUGCAUGCUCUCCCCGUCCUCCAGUGGUCACCUAGCUGACUCGGACACUCUCUCCUCAGGGGACGAAGAUGAGGAGCGUGGAGGCUCACAGGCCCAGCCUGCUGGUGCUGCAGAGGGCGGUAAUUUUGGCUCAGGGCCGGGGGGCCUGGUGACGAUGGGGGGACGAAAGUCACGUCGUGUGCGGUCUGAAAGCGACGCAUCCACAGCCAAAAAGAACCGCUGUCAGCCCAGUGGAGGUGACAGGCAGCCUAAUGGCAGGCUAGCUAAGGUCAAAGGGCACCGGAGCCAGAAGCACAAAGAGCGCAUGCGGUUACUGCGGCAGAAGCGGGAGGCAGCUGCCAGGAAAAAGUACAACCUGCUGCAGGACAGCAGUACGAGUGACAGCGACUUGACGUGCGAGUCCAGCACCAGCUCCUCCGACGAUGAUGACGCGGUUUCUGGGAGCAGCAAGACAAUCACUGCCGACAUACCAGAUGGGCCUCCAGUAAUUGCGCACUAUGAUAUUUCAGACACUAAUUCUGACCAGGAGAUGUUAAAUGUGGACAGUCUGCUUGCAGCUGCUGUAGCUAAGGAACUAAAAUCGUUCAGAACCCAAGAUAUGGGAGCAAAUUCUUGCGGACAGAGAGUGCAGCUUGGUGCAAGCUCCUACACAGAUCACAAAGAGACAGCAUUUGCACAUGGGGAUCCUCCAGCCUCCGGGCCCCUUGAGAUCAAAGAGGAGAUCAACAUCCCUUCUUCCGACAGCGAGGUGGAAAUUGUCGGUGUGCAAGAAAAUGCAAGAUGCAUCCACCCCCGCGGAGGCGUGAUCCAGAGCGUCUCGUCGUGGAAGCACGGCCCAGUUCCACAGUACAACAGCACAAGGCAACCUCAGCUCUGGACACCUGUCUCACCCCAGCCCAACUGGGCACCUCCACCCGAAGUGGUGGACCUCACUCUGGAUGAGGACGCCAGGCGCAAAUACCUACUGUGAGCAACCAAAGCACUGAGCCCCUUGGCCCUGUUCCCACGUCCCCUAAGUGCGCUGAAGAAAUCCUUCCCUCUCAGGAGGCCCGUAUGGGCGUUACUGACAGCUCGUCGCUCGUUAGAACCUGCCCCUUUUCUGAGUGCUGUCUGUUUUUGAACCUACUGUAAAAUCUGGUGUAUAAGUCCGCUUUCUAUAGCGUUUUCUUCUGUUUUGUUUCCUCAAAAAGGGCAGAAUGACCUAGUAUAGAGAUGACUUAUGCACAGGAUUAUAUGGUAAAUAUAGCAAUAUUUUCCUUUUCUACUAUUGUGACCCAGAAAUAUGUUUAUAAGUAGCUGCACUGUUUAUGCUAGCUAUAAAAAUAAAAAAAAAAAAAAAUCAUAAUAAUGCUGCUGCAUUUUAAAGAUGGCAAAGCUUCAUAAGUAGUCGUGGUUCAGGCGCUGUAAUUAUAAAGGCUUUCCCAGGUUUGUCACAUGAGUUCAUGAAAAAGUUUGGACGAGUUCUGAAAAUCCUACACUACAAGGAUUAUGGCUGGAAUAUUUCUUGGGCCAUUUGCAAGUUGUGAUUUUAUUGGUGACUUGUCUAGUGUGAACAGAAUUUCAGGGAGGGUGCAGCAUAUUUAUUAAGAAUUUGGUGAAGACUUUUAGAACUGGAGGAUGCUCAGUGGUGGCAGAGGUUGUCGUCAUCAUAAGCAGUUGGUUUUCAUGACCUACAGGUUAGUUCUUAAAAUACGCUGUUUUCUUUGCAACGUGAAUGCUGGUUCCUCACACACAGAACAAAAAACAUCUACAUACCGCAAUGUCAUUUGUCUGCUUCUGUUUAUAAUUGAAUGUACUUUUAUAACAUUCUUACAUUUCUGUUCAUAUCGUUGAACAUUUUCACUAAUGUAAUUCUGAGUACUUGGCAGAGAAGGUGAAGAGAGACAUGCAUUUUGACAGUUAUUGGAGGACUCCACUUGCGAUAAAUUGCAUAAUCAGGUACAGCUGGAAAAUGUCAACAGGAUUUCAUUUAGAAAAAUAGUUGUGGAAUCUUAAUUUGAUCAAUAACAAUUUGUAGUGUAUAUUCUGCUUAUGUAUGCAUGUUUAUCAGGAUUGGCAUUGUGGUGAAUUUCCUUUCUCAAGUUCUGCAAGUUGCCUUUGUUGAAGGCAAAUAUACAAAAUGAUAAAAAAAAAAAAAAAAAAUAGUAAAUACUCAGUCUUGGGUCUUUUUUGCAAGCCUGAAAUCAUUUUCGAAUAGAAGUACCCUUCUUCUGGUGUCAAAAGUUGAAAACAGAAACACUGUGAUUAUACUGGUUAGUAGAAUUAAGUUGUUGACAGAUUGAACUGAAAUAACUUUGAGCAGUGUGCUGCGCUACUGAACCACAGACAGACUGUGCGCUGCAGCCGGUGUGUGUUCUCAUGGAAAGGUCAUCUUUUUUGCCAUGCAGCAGGGUUUCGGUAAGACCUGUCACAGCACUUGCUUUUAGCUCUUGAAUGUAUAGACGAGCGUGUUAAACGAAUUUGGCACAAGUCCGACCGGUCAGAACGAAAUUGGCCUACCGACACCAGCAUGAGUCGCGCCUGCCUUCCACUAGCCCAGUAACUCACCCAGUAACCCUUUACAUCAUGAAAUAUGCUGUAACUUCCAUUUAGCGCUUUGAUCACUGAGCAUCAUGACCCAAAUGCCUCAGAAUGUGCACUGUUUUCUUUGGGAGUCAUGUAUGUCUGAUACCUGAAACACGGCAUUUUUUGGCCUCUUUACAAAUCCUAUUUUAAUGAUAGAUGUGAAUUUGUUACAUAAAUAUCAGGAAAACAUACUGGUGUGUGUGAGACUAAUAUUUGAGGAGCACAGAGAGAUAUAUUUGUCAGUGUUCUCAGAGGGGACUCUGUGCUCUUUGUACACAUUUAUAUUGGCUUAAAGAAGCUAGAGCAGUUUUUUAAUUUAAUAUUAGCUUUGAGCUGGGAAAUAUAAUCUAUUUUGGUGUAAACGUGUCUGUUUCUCCUACAGAUGGCAUUAAAUUACUGCUUUAUCCCUGAGCAAAAGGGUGUGUGCUAGACAUUUCAGGAGACACUGAUCAGUAGAUGCAUAAAGGGAAUUGACAGGUCUUCGCCACUUCGGCAUUGCCAUCGUUUUUAACUCUUAAAUCCAUUUGCUGGAACGUAUGGUUGUAUGGUUUUUUUAUGCAAAAAUAACAGCAACUGGGAUGUGAGUGAAAUGUGAUGGCAUUUACGUUGAAAAUGAACAAAACUGAUUAUAUGCACGAUGCUCCUUGAUCUGUAGUAACUCUGUACAGCUGAAGCAAAACUCUACCCCAUGCGUAAGGGAUGUUUAGCUGCUUUUUGAAAAACUCCUCAGUUACUGUAAAUUCCCACAAGCUUUUUUACUUUUAGUUGUAACCACUGGAUGCAGCUAGCACUUCAUUUGUAUCGGUUCUAGGCUUCGUAUCGUGGAUAUUUAUCUGAUGGUUAUUUUGGAGGAUUGGUAAUCCCACAUCACAAUGCAAGCUUGUUUCGUCAGCUGAUGGAUGCUCUGAUUUUCCUUUAUGUCUUUGACGUGUUUCUUGAUAGGCUUUGAGAUAUUUGUUUAACCAAAUAUGAACAGAACCACCCAGCUUCGCAGACCUUCAGGCAGAUUUGGGGGGGGGGGGGG
Molecule: messenger RNA, 4484 nt
Organism: Scleropages formosus (Asian bonytongue)
Lineage: Eukaryota; Metazoa; Chordata; Actinopteri; Osteoglossiformes; Osteoglossidae
Gene: ark2n
Product: arkadia (rnf111) N-terminal like PKA signaling regulator 2n
Exons: 6
Coding region: 588-1865 (425 amino acids)
Source: RefSeq, a predicted model, not a curated record